AUGACAGCAGUUAUGGAAUACAAUCAACCGCCGCCUGCAUUUGACUCUCACGGUCAAAAUGGAUCUCGCUUUCCAAUGGCGGAUAUCAAGGAGUCAAUACGAAAGGCCUUUCCCAAAACAUUAGAGCUACUGGAUUUAUUAGAGCAGACAAAACAUAUCCGCUCUGAUGUUGCCCUACAACAAAAGAUCGUCUCAGACCUUGAGUCACAGUUAGCAGACUCAAACCAAGAGCUCGACAGAUUAGAUCGCAGACGCCUGGCUGACCUUGAGUCACAUAAGAAAUACCGCGAUGGCCAUGUCAUGAAGUUUUUGUACAAGGCCAGCGGUAAGGAAACCUCGUUUACGGGUCAAGCUGAGAGGGAAGAGCAGAAUUACCACAACACGCUUCAGCAGGCGCAUCACGCAGCAGAGCACAAUUCAAGUGUCAAGGCAAAACUGGAGCAGGAACUCGAGAAAAAGAGAGAGCUUGACCAGAGUAUGAAGGGUUACCUCGACCUUCAGAAGCAGCUCGACGAUAUUUACGACGAUAUCUUUUCAGGCCCGACGCCUCAAUUCCCUGAAGAGGACGAAAAGGAACGACGAAGUGACGCUGCAUUGUCUACUUAUGUUGCUACAAAGACAGCGCUUGAACUAGACCACAAAGCUGUGGAUCUUCUUGAGCAAGCGACAGCAACCAUAACGGCUGGGCUGCAACAGAUAGACAAGGCUCUUCAAUCCGGAGACAUGAACCACAUCCGAUAUCUUAAUCAAGGAAGGGACCUCGUUCAGCAAAGCAAAACAACAGUUGAUCAGCUGGUGCAGCUCGGUCCAGACGUGAUCGAGUUACCUCCCGAGGCUAACCCGCGCACUAUGGAGGUCACAUCCAAUCUGGGUGAAGUCUGGGGAAAGGUUGAUAUCACAGGUGGUCGUGGAGAAGUAGCGCGAUGCGCAGCAGCUUUGAAUAAUUGUUUAAGUCGGGCGAAGGAGAGGAGAGACGGCGUGUCCAAAGAGUUGAAGCGGAAAGAAGAAGAGAUGGAGACGGCGAGGACAGAGUUACAGGAGAUUCGGAAGGGUAUCUUUGAGGAAGUUGUAGGUGCUGAUUUGGUCAAGGGAUCAUAG
Molecule: messenger RNA, 1098 nt
Organism: Fusarium poae
Lineage: Eukaryota; Fungi; Ascomycota; Sordariomycetes; Hypocreales; Nectriaceae
Exons: 1
Coding region: 1-1098 (365 amino acids)
Source: RefSeq, a predicted model, not a curated record